Helianthus annuus (common sunflower) is the source of this 657-nucleotide messenger RNA. RefSeq lists its product as uncharacterized. The coding region runs from base 1 to 657 and encodes 218 amino acids. Gene Ontology annotation, molecular function: nucleic acid binding. The transcript has 2 exons. NCBI's taxonomy places the organism in Eukaryota, Viridiplantae, Streptophyta, Magnoliopsida, Asterales, Asteraceae. The record is from RefSeq and is a predicted model, not a curated record.
AUGAUACGCGCGUGCAUGAUUGAUUUAGGCGGUAGUUGGGAUGAACAUCUACCCCUGAUCGAAUUCUCCCAUAAUAACAACUACCACACUAGUAUAAAAGCCGCACCUUUUGAGGCUUUAUACGGGAGAAAGUGUAGAACACACGUUUGUUGGGCUGAAGUUGGUGAAAGCCAACUUUUUGGACCAGAUAUUGUCCUUGAAACAACUGAUAAAAUUUUACAAAUCAGAGAUAGACACAAGGCUGCCCGAGAUAGGAAAAAGAGCUAUGCUGAUAAAAGGCGGAAGGCUCUUAAUAUCCAAAUCGGAGAUAGAGUAAUGCUCAAGGUCUCGCAUUGGAAAGGCGUAAUGAGAUUUGGAAAGAAGGCUUACAUACUUAAGUUACCUGAAGAGCUGAGUGGAAUCCAUGAUGUAUUCCAUAUCUCUAAUCUGAAGAAGUGCUUAGCUAAUGAAGCACUUGUCAUGUCUCAUAAUGACGUUCAAAUUGACGAGAGCUUAAGGUUUAUUGAAAAACCUUUAUUCAUUGAGGACCGUGAAGUCAAAAAGCUCCGUAAGAAAAAGGUUUCCCUUGUCAAGGUGAAAUGGGAUUCCCGUCGUGGCCCAAAAUACACUUGGGAGGUUGAAUCCGAAAUGAGAUGGAAAUACCUGUAUUUGUUUUAA